Messenger RNA from Magnolia sinica, 1519 nucleotides. Its product is annotated as RNA polymerase sigma factor sigD, chloroplastic. The transcript has 4 exons. Gene Ontology annotation, biological process: DNA-templated transcription initiation; regulation of DNA-templated transcription. Gene Ontology annotation, molecular function: DNA-binding transcription factor activity. The record is from RefSeq and is a predicted model, not a curated record. The coding region runs from base 169 to 1479 and encodes 436 amino acids. Lineage: Eukaryota; Viridiplantae; Streptophyta; Magnoliopsida; Magnoliales; Magnoliaceae.
UUCUUCUUCACCAUUUCAACAACAAAACAAAUAAGAAACAUAAGGGGAGAAAAAAAGAAGAAGAGGAGAGAAACAUUAUCAUUUCCCACAAAAGUAAAUAAAAUUACUAACUAGCCCGUUUCUCAAUCAUCUUCAUCAUCUUAGCCUCAUUUCUGCUGCCCACCUCACAUGGCUUCUGCUUCUACUGCAUUUUCAAACCCCUCCUCUCCAACUCUUCCCAUUUCUCUCUCUCCCUUUGCCAUCCCUUCCAAAACUUCUUUUCAUAUUAUGCAUCCUUCCUUACCUUCUUACGACUCUCUAACCAUUGCUGCUGCCCUUCAAGCUGUUACUCUGGCUAAUGCCGCAGCUCAUGCUGCCAGAGAUGCUGUCUCAUCGGCAAUAGCACUAACUGAGAUUGCCUUCCCCACAAACUAUGAAUUCCAAUUCCAUAAGGACGAUGGAACUCACACAAACUUAUCAUCGAUUGCGAGCAAAAGGAUGUGGAGGAGGAAGAAGAAGAAGAGGAAGAGAAAAACAGCCACGGAAUUAUCCAAUUUGGAAGUGAGUAGCUGUUGGUGCUCAUCCCCGUCUUCCUACUAUGAAAGGUAUCUAACACCUACAGAAGAGGCACAGUUUUCUCAUUAUCUCAAGGAAGGGGCGAGGCUUGAAGCAGUUAGGAAGAGAAUUCAAAGGACAGAAAUGCAAGAGCCGAGCAUGAUUCAAUGGGCAGAAGCUGUAGGUAUGGAGAAGGUGAGUUUGGAGGAGAAGCUGAGGAGGGCAAGGGAGUGCAGAAAGAGGAUAACACUUAGCUAUAAAAGGCUUGUCGUCACCAUAGCCACUAAAUACGAGGGGAAAGGACUGAGCCAGAAAGAGUUGGUCCAGGAAGGAUGCAUAGGACUCCUUCAAGGUGCUGAAAGAUUCGAUCCUAAGAGAGGCUGCAAGCUCUCCACCUAUGUCUACUGGUGGAUCAAGCAAGCCAUCAUCAAGGCCGUUGCAACCAAGUCCAGACUCAUCCGUUUGCCGGGAAGCAUGCAAGGGCUGAUGGCCAAGAUAGCGCAAGCUAACAACAUCCUGAGGAGGCGAUUAGGGCGUUGGCCUACUUUUGAUGAAAUUGCAGACACGGUACAAGUGGACAUUUCCAACAUCAGUCUUGUGAGCGACAGAACUAGACCCCCUAUUUCUAUGGAUCAACCCUUGAGCAACCAUGGAAACAUCACACUCCAGGAAAUAAUGGCAGGACCAGAGGAAACAAUGCCAGAGACAAUGGUUGCCAGAAAACAGAUGAAGCAAGACAUUGAUAGACUUCUCAAGACGUUGAGUGGGAGAGAGGAAAACAUCCUUCGACUCUACUUUGGACUCAACGGUGAAACUGCUCGUUCCUGUGAUGAGAUUGGGAGGCUCCUCCAUCUUUCAAGAGAAAGAGUUCGCCAGAUCCAAUACCUUGCUCUACGGAAACUCCAACAGACGGCUACCCUUUAUUCUCUUCAAUCAUACAUGUAGAAAGAAAAAAAUAAAAAUAAAAAUAAAAUCUUUGGGGUCA